Molecule: messenger RNA, 2056 nt
Organism: Podarcis lilfordi (Lilford's wall lizard)
Lineage: Eukaryota; Metazoa; Chordata; Lepidosauria; Squamata; Lacertidae
Source: the annotation of a GenBank genome assembly
AUGAGGACCACCAUGCCCGCUGGAAUGUGGGUGCAGCCAGGCUGGCCCACCCAUGAGGCCAGGUGAGGCAGUUGCCUCGGGCAGCAGAAUCCACAGGAGCAGCGGAUCCCGAAGGAGAGCUUUGUGGUUCACCUCGGGUGCAAAAAUGUAUCAGUCUGGCCAUGUGUGUAGACCAAGGUCUUCUGGCACGCUUGUACUGAUGCUCUCCCUCAGUUACUCACUAUAUUGCCACGCUAAGGCCACCUUCCUCCAUCCCUCCCCACUAAUUCGGUCACUCAUUUAAAGCCUUUCGAUGGUUCCUGAAAUGUACGGGUAGUCAAAGAUAAGUGCCCAGCUAUCAUGUUGAAACAGCAGCACCAACACAUUAAAUCUCCCCUCAUAAUAUUGCACUCUUGUCUUCUAGUAAAAUAGCAACACAGUCUCAACGUAUUUUCUACUCCUUACAACAUGAAUGCAAGCCAACUGCCAUGCCUGAUAUGUUCCAAGCAUCUGAAAGAAAAUUAUAUCACGUAAGCAAUUUUUGUUAACAACCAAAACAGUCAAAACAGCCGCUCAGGCCCAAGUACCUUGAGCACAGCAUCUGCAAUAUCAUGAUUGCCAGGAACAGAUUCAACACAGAUAAGUAUAUGGACCUUGCUCUGUGCUGUGCUGCAGAUGUAGCAUGACUUUGCUCACAGAUCUCAAGGGGGAAGUAACCAUGUUACGAUUAUAGAUGGAGAAUACAGAGAAAAUCUAUGCAUGCCCUCUAACAUUUCAAAGUUGAAAAUAACAACCAUGUGGUAGCUUAAGUUUUCCUUUGGUAAACAGAUGAAAUACAGGUAUCUCUCUGGAAGCUGUUGCCAAAGAUGAAAAUAGGGGUGCAUCUGUAUUUAUAAAACCCUUAUUUUUGCAUCAAGAUUCAGAGGCUGUGCUUGUUGCUUCCUUAUAUACUAGUAUAUAUUCACUGGUAAAAGUAUUGAAACUACUCAUACAGUAAAAUUUACUUAUUUAAUCCUUUGUAGUGAUGAACAAAUAUAUUUAUAAAAUUAUGGUUUGAAAUAAAUGUAUUUGUCUUAAAAAAAUUGAUCUGUUUAUUAUGUGGCAUCAAACUUCUGACUGCCGUGGUGAAUUAGUAGUUAUAGGACAUACAUUAAAAGUAUUACAAUCAUUACAAUGAAAUGCACUUGUAAAGUUUAAUUUAGACUGCAAUCCUAAACUCACAUAAUUGGAAGUACCGUAAUUCUCAUUGAACCCAAUCAGACUUACUUUUCAAUAGACAUGUAUAGGGUUGCAGCUUCAAGCUCUUUGAAUUAUUGGCAGAGUUGCGGUAGCAGUGUAACUUAGACUUCAUACAUAACUGCUAUAGCUAAACUCCAACCAAGUAUUUUGAGACCAACAACACAAUUUACACUGAACUAAGUUGUCGGGCUAUCUUAAAAAACGAGGGAAAGGUAGAUCCAGGAAAAUACACAACAGUCAGCCAGAUGCUGACACCAACCAAAAUUAUACAACAUAUUAUUAAGCAAUCGCUCUAUGAGGAUUGUUUACAAGAAGCCACAUGGGUUUUCCAAGAAUGUCAUGUGAGACAAACCUUAUCUACUUAAUUUUAAUUGACAACCUUCUAACUAUAAUUCUAUGAUUCAAAACAAAGAAAUAUCAAAACAGCCCCACAUAAGUUCAUCCCACACAGGAAAAAGGGUAAAGGAAGAAUGUGCAUGCAAAAGUGAGAAUGUGUGAAGGAAGGAAUCCUUCAAAAUCAAAACCUUAUACAUAUUGUUGUUUGAUCCAAAAAUGUAUUCACUAUCUUACAAAGGGUUAGUCAGCACAAACAAACAAGAAAUGCAUUUAUCCUUAUGCCAUAAUACAUUUGAUAUUACAGUAUUUUAUAUGCCACAAAUUUUUGUUCCUUUUGCAGGAAAAGGAGGGGAAAGAAAACUCAGUGGCAGGGAUGAUGAAGGGCUUGCAUAAUGCUGCCAGGAGUAGGCAAUCUGGCCAGGUUGAUAGUAGCAUCCCAUGGUGGACAGCUCCUUGCCUGAGCCUCACUUCAGCGAAGCAUGCAGUCAUGACCAGGACUUGA